CCUUUCGGGGCGGAAGUCGCAGUGCAUUGUGGGCUCCCUCAGAGCAGUGGAGUUUAUCCUGAAUGAAAGUGGCGCGCCGAGCCUGACGGUGUGACGGUGUCCGGAUCCAGUGGGUGGCCCUGGGAUCCCGCCUGUUCGGGUGCGGUGGACCGCGAUCCGGAGCGGACGGCGAGGCGCGGCGGAGGCUGUGGGCCGUGCAGACAUGGCUUACAACAAGAUCCCGCCGCGCUGGCUGAAUUGCCCGCGGCGCGGCCAGCCGGUGGCAGGAAGAUUCUUACCUCUGAAGACAAUGCUGGGACCAAGAUAUGAUAGUCAGGUUGCUGAAGAAAAUCGAUUCUAUCCCAGUAUGCUCUCCAAUUACCUAAAAAGUCUAAAGGUUAAAAUGGGCCUGUUGGGGGAUUGAAAAAUACUUCAAAAUCUGACAAAUACUUCAAGGUUCUAUGACAGAAAUGACAUAGAAAAAGAAGGAAUCAAAUAUAUCAAACUUCAGUGUAAAGGGCAUGGUGAGUGCCCCACGACUGAGAACACGGAGACUUUCAUUCGCCUGUGUGAGCGCUUCAAUGAAAGAAGCCCGCCUGAACUCAUAGGUGUUCAUUGCACCCAUGGUUUCAAUCGUACUGGUUUCCUCAUAUGUGCCUUUUUGGUGGAGAAAAUGGAUUGGAGUAUUGAAGCAGCAGUUGCUACUUUUGCCCAAGCCAGACCACCAGGAAUCUAUAAGGGUGAUUAUUUGAAGGAACUUUUUCGUCGGUAUGGUGAUAUAGAGGAAGCACCACCACCACCUCUGUUGCCUGAGUGGUGUUAUGAGGAUGAUGAUGAAGAAGAUGAGGAUGAAGAUGGAAAGAAGGAAUCAGAACCAGGGUCAAGUACUUCCUUUGGCAAAAGGAGAAAAGAACGAUUAAAACUGGGUGCUAUUUUCUUGGAAGGUAUAACUGUUAAAGGUGUAACUCAAGUAACAACUCAACCAAAGUUAGGAGAGGUACAGCAAAAGUGUCAUCAGUUCUGUGGCUGGGAAGGGUCUGGGUUUCCUGGAGCACAGCCAGUUUCCAUGGACAAGCAAAAUAUUAAACUUUUAGAGCAGAAGCCAUAUAAAGUAAGCUGGAAAGCAGAUGGUACUCGUUACAUGAUGCUGAUAGAUGGCACAAAUGAAGUUUUUAUGAUUGAUAGAGAUAAUUCAGUGUUUCAUGUUUCAAAUCUGGAAUUUCCAUUUCGUAAAGAUUUCCGUAUGCAUUUAUCAAAUACUCUUCUGGAUGGGGAAAUGAUCAUUGACAAAGUAAAUGGACAGGCUGUUCCAAGAUAUUUGAUAUAUGACAUAAUUAAAUUCAAUGCACAACCAGUUGGAGAUUGUGAUUUUAACACUCGUCUACAGUGUAUUGAACGAGAAAUUAUAAGUCCUCGACAUGAAAAAAUGAAGAAUGGACUCAUUAACAAAACACAGGAACCAUUUAGCGUCAGAAGUAAACCAUUUUUUGACAUCAGUAUUUCAAGAAAGCUCCUGGAAGGAAAUUUUGCCAAAGAAGUCAGCCAUGAAAUGGAUGGACUUAUUUUUCAGCCUAUCGGAAAAUACAAACCUGGCCGAUGUGAUGAUAUUUUGAAAUGGAAACCUCCCAGUCUGAACUCUGUGGAUUUUCGCCUUAAGAUAACAAGAAUGGGAGGAGAAGGGUUGCUUCCUCAGAAUGUUGGCCUUCUCUAUGUUGGAGGUUAUGAAAGACCCUUUGCACAAAUCAAGGUGACAAAGGAGCUAAAACAGUAUGACAACAAAAUUAUAGAAUGCAAAUUUGAGAAUAACAGCUGGGUCUUCAUGAGACAGAGAAUAGACAAAAGUUUCCCGAAUGCCUAUAACACGGCUAUGGCUGUGUGUAACAGUAUCUCAAACCCUGUCACCAAGGAGAUGCUGUUUGAGUUCAUCGACAGAUGUGCCACAGCUGCCCAAGGACAGAAACGAAAGCGUUCUCUGGACCCUGACACAGAGCUCAUGCCACCUCCACCACCCAAGAGGCCAUACCUGUCAACCUAGGCCUGCCCUGACCUCAGGUUCAAGAGGAAAGCUGAGUGAGGAGAAUG
This is a messenger RNA of Nannospalax galili (Upper Galilee mountains blind mole rat), 2061 nucleotides long. RefSeq names its product RNA guanylyltransferase and 5'-phosphatase (gene Rngtt). Gene Ontology annotation, molecular function: protein tyrosine/serine/threonine phosphatase activity; mRNA guanylyltransferase activity; ATP binding. The record is from RefSeq and is a predicted model, not a curated record. Lineage: Eukaryota; Metazoa; Chordata; Mammalia; Rodentia; Spalacidae. Gene Ontology annotation, biological process: 7-methylguanosine mRNA capping; protein dephosphorylation.